This is a messenger RNA of Blumeria graminis f. sp. triticale, 1116 nucleotides long. NCBI's taxonomy places the organism in Eukaryota, Fungi, Ascomycota, Leotiomycetes, Helotiales, Erysiphaceae. The record is from the annotation of a GenBank genome assembly.
AUGAGGGUACUGCGACCAGAGGAGCGCGUAAACUCGAGGUUCGAGCUUCGCUCCAAUAUGCCUAGCAAUGUCGGGCCAAUUGCUAAGCCCAGGGCUAAAGUUACCCCAUUACUGAGAAAAUGGACUCAGAGCGAUGAAAACACUUUGGAUCUAGACCAUCCGACCGAGUUACAAGAUGUCCUGAAGAUGUAUGACUUUGGAAAAGGAUCUCGAGCACCGCACGAUGCUUGUAUUUCGCCAACACGUCAAGUUUUUCACCAUAGAUCGACCAGCGGUACUUCUCAGUUUUCAACUACCACCGCUGGAAGUGGACAAAGGACCGGAUCCUUCGUGCACCCUUUUCAGCAAACACCAAGACCCUACACUCCACCAAUAAUAGCUGCAUAUCAAGAGAGCUUAUAUCCAUGUGAAAGAGCCAACACGGUAAACGAUGAUGAGAUCGAUCCCCAACAACGCAGCUUUCGAUUGCCCAUAAGUUACCCAGCUCGUCGUUCUCACUCACUUGCAGCGGCAUCAUCUUCUCCCUUGACGCAACAGCCUCCCAUACAGAAAAAGCUGUCCUCCUCUCGCCUAGCUGUAGCUAGUUCGUAUUCAAGCCUGCGAAAUCAAUCUAAGGCUACUGAUCUUACAAGUACUAGCGACUCCCUCUCUUACUCAUCCGGUUGCGCAACAGAACGAGGGUUUCGACUUCGCAGUCGCUCUGAAGUUAUCAGUCGCAGCCGCGCUCAAAGCAUACAAGAAGCACGUCGUAAAUUUCAGGAAAAAGAAUCAGUGAAAGAAGAGAAAGCUGCGAGGGAGGAAAUAAAGCAAUUAGAAAAGCGUCAACAAAAGGAAGCCAUUAAGAUGGAUCGCUCCCACCGUCAAUCUAUCACCAGCGAUGCCACCCGCUCAAAACGUUCCCGUUCCGACUUAACAUCACCUGAAAAGGGAGAGGCCUUCAUGGGACGAGCCGAUGGAGAGAUGUUGCCAGAACAAUUAUUCAUAUCCGAAGAGCCAUUAGAAUCGCAAUGCAACUGCUCAAACGCUAAGCAGCGAACUCACUCGGCAUGGGCGAAAUUCCUCAUGUGGUUUCGUAUACGCCUCUUAAGAAUCAGUCGUAAAGCCUCAAAACGCUAA